GUCGGAGAAGCUGAUAAUCUCUUUUCAAGUUGUUAAACCAAUACCAUCAAACAACAAACAUGUCUGACGGCAGUUCCAGGAGAGUGUCACGGGAACGUGAGCCAUCUCGUGGUAGAUAUAGCCGCUCACGAGAGAGAGACAAUUCAUUGCGACGCAGAAGAAGCACUGAACGGCCAUCGCAGAGUAGGCGCAGUUCAUCACAAAAUAGAAGUCGAAGAAGUCACAGCCGAGAAGGAAUUAGGUCUUAUCGUGACGUCAUCGACAGCCGUAUAAAGUCAACAACCAGAUCAUGCGGGAUAAGUUCAAGUAGAUCGCGGAGCAAAAGUAGUACACGCUCGAAAAGAAAAGGAAGCAAAUCACCAAAAGCUAAAGCUCCAUCUUCUAGUAAAUAUGGCAGUGACAAAGCACAAGGUUCUAAUAGGAGCAAAAGUACAACUUCAUCUUCUAGUAAAUAUGGCAGUGACAAAGCAGAAUGUUCUUAUAGGAGCAGGCCUUCAGUGGAAAGCACAGAAAGGCCAUUGGACAGUCCUUUGCAAAAUUUAAGUGGAAGUUUCAACCUGGCAAAGGCCAAGCUACUGCUACCAGAUGAGCAAACAUUGGAAGAAAAUGAGAUUGAGACGAAAUCAUUGAGCCUUAGUGCCGCGGAGGAACUGUCGAAGAUACCAAAAAUUGGUGAGAUAUACAAUGAGGUAGGAGCUGAUGUGAAAAACAUAGAGAAACGGUUGAAAUUUCUUUCACAGAAAUUCCAAAGUUUGUCAAUUACGGAGGCAAAUGAAAUAGCUGAUGCUGCAUAUCUUCUCAGACUUCUCAGAAAACCAAAUCACGAGAUUGAGAUGGCGGGGAAAAUGGCACAUAAAGGUGCCCUUUUGAUUCUUCAGGCAGAAAUGCUAUCCAACAAAGGAAAGGAACUACUUGAGCAGAGUAAAAACAAGUUAAAGUUCACUAUGCUUUGAGUCAAAAGGUUUUAAUCGGUCUAAUAAUGCUUGGUUUGGUAAUCGUUAUUUAAUAUUUGUGUGGAUUUAUGGAGAUUCGUAAGAUGAUUAAUGAGGAUUGUAUCCAUUUGGUUUAGAUGAUUUAUGAGAACUUGUGAUGAUAUGUAUUUUAAAUGAUAGAAUGAAGUGAAA
This is a messenger RNA of Vigna radiata var. radiata (mung bean), 1124 nucleotides long. RefSeq names its product serine/threonine-protein kinase fray2-like. NCBI's taxonomy places the organism in Eukaryota, Viridiplantae, Streptophyta, Magnoliopsida, Fabales, Fabaceae. The transcript has 5 exons. The record is from RefSeq and is a predicted model, not a curated record. Bases 60 to 953 code for a protein of 297 amino acids.